GUAAAUACGAAAAGAUGGCGGAAAAUGUAUACAAACACAGCAAACACUUGUUUACAAGAGAAAAUGAACCAAUUAUAUUUUUUUUGAGACCUUGCACAGAUAAAUCUAAAAUCAAUCCAUUAGUUGAGUAUGGUGGAGGAAAGGUCCUUUCUAAAUUUGUCACUGGGGCUAUCAAAUUGGCUCAGGAUGGGGAUUAUGUGUCCUCUGGAGAUUACAUAUCUACCAAAUAUGUAUUGGAUUGUGUGAAAAAUAAUCAUCUUAUGGAAACAGAGAAAUACAAAAUGAAAAGACAGGGAAGCAAAAAGUUCAGUGUGGACAAUGCUGAAGAGUUGAGUAAUGUCAGUGAUGAUUUGAGUCCCUCCAGUUCUGUUUAUAUAGAAGCCAAAGAUGUCAAAGGAAGAACUAAAUACACAGAUGAAGAAGAUGUAGCAAUGUUGAAUUACAUUGUAACGGAGCAACGUCAGAAGGGUAUACAUGGAAUUCAACUGUAUAAAGACAUGCAAAUCUUAAAGAUUACAAAGCAUUCAGCACCUUCAAUGAAUUGUAGGAUGAGAAAAUGUAUUCUACCAAACAUCAACAAAUACAAUAUCCCAAAGAAAUGGAAAAGCAUAUUUUCAGAAAAGGUUUCACCAAGAAAAGAUAACACAUUAACAUCAGAGCAGACUAUAAAAAUCAAGGAAAAAAAACCAAAUGGGAAGACCAAAAUAAAACGAUCAAAUGAUUCAUCUGUAGAGAUUGAUUCCUUUAUAUCAGAAGAUGACUUUGAUCAACAGUUAAAAAGUAUCUGCAAAGGCACAGUCAAUUCAACACCAAGCAAAGAGCUAAAGGUGGAUUUAUCAAAGUCCAUUGUUACAUCAGACAAUAAACAGGUAGUAACUAAUACAAGAGAGAUAAUUGUGGAUUGUAAUAGAAACAACGCAAAUGAUGCUAUGUCAGAUGAUUGUUCUGAUGAUGAAUUAGAUGCUAGUUUAAUUAGAUAUCAAAAUGUUGAAGAGGAAAGUCCAUCAACAAAUAGGAAUAGAAAUUCAAGGAAAAGAUUACAAAAGAAAACUGAUGACACACAAAAUAAAAAGACUGAACAGACAAGGCAGUCUAAAAGAAAUAAAAAGAGUCGCACAAGAUACAUCCUUGAUGAGGAGGAUAACACAGAAGACACAUCUGAUGAUGAGGUAAAGAUAAAUGAAGUUACUAAUGAUAUACAGAACAAAUUAAAGAUAUUCGGCGAGACAUAUGGUUUAUUACAAGAAGAAGUGUUAUAUCUGCUGCAACAACAUGAUGGCUGUGUACAGGAAACCAUUCGAUUUAUAGAAUCAGGAAAAAGUAAACUUACAUGGGAAUUGGAUGAUGAUAAACAUGUAGAAAAUAACAGUAAAAUGGACAAACUGACUACAAAAUAUGGUGAAUCAAGAGUUAGAUUAAGAGCAGCUUUUCUCGAGGGUCUUUAAUGUUCCUGUAAUAAGGAGAAUGAUUUUAUUGAAUCCAGAACUCUCCAUAGAGUAUAAUUUCUACAGAGAUUUUGAAAUUUAAAUUCUCUUAUAAUAAGUCAGAUGAAUUGAUUUUAGUUUUCAUAUUGAAAUGAGCUAGUAUUCCUUUAAAUGUUUUAUGUUCUACUUCACUGAUCUAAAUAAAAAAAUGUAUUGGAAACGGGAGAUGUGGCAAUGUAAACAAUGAAUAAUUAAUUAAAUCAUAAAUAGUU
Molecule: messenger RNA, 1696 nt
Organism: Mytilus californianus (California mussel)
Lineage: Eukaryota; Metazoa; Mollusca; Bivalvia; Mytilida; Mytilidae
Product: telomeric repeat-binding factor 2-interacting protein 1-like
Exons: 12
Coding region: 15-1445 (476 amino acids)
Biological process (GO): telomere maintenance via telomere lengthening; regulation of DNA-templated transcription
Cellular component (GO): shelterin complex
Molecular function (GO): telomeric repeat DNA binding
Source: RefSeq, a predicted model, not a curated record